GCGCAGGCGAACCUCCAAAAUCGAGACUUCUUCUCCAACAUCGCAACAUCACCGCCUGGCCAUCACCUCCUCACCACCCGCGACAAUGGCCUCCCUCCGCACUCCUCUCCUUCGCCACCUGGCAUCAUGCCCCCUCCGCGCGCCUCGCAUUCUCCAACAGCGCCGCUGGGCCCAAGUCCACGACGUGCGCUUCCUCACGACACAAUCCCCCCAAGCCAUCCUCGAGAAAUACCAAUCCAAGCUCGCCGCCAAAGCCAAGAGCGAAGGCCACACCAACAUUGACGAGCUCAAGACCGCCUAUGCCGACAAGAUUGCGGAGCAGCGCAAAAAGGAUGCCAUUGACGAGGCCCUCAAGAUCCCCGAAUUCACAAACCCCUCGCCGCCGCCGGCCCCCGAAUCCACUACCAAAACCGCAGCGCCGCGCCAGCCCCAACCAGUGCCCCGCGUAGGCGACAAGAAGGCAAUUAAAAGUCUUGACGACAUCAUCGAUCUCGACAAGGUCCGCACGCUGCCCGAGAAGGAACUCACAGCCAUCUGGCGCCUGCGCCACGCCAACUCGCCCCAGAAUCUGUGCGCCGUGAUCCCCGCGUCGACGUACCAGGCCAUGGAGGAUAUUGCGCGGCGCGCACCGCAGUUCGUGCUCCCCGUGCCGCAUGAGACGCAGGGCGCUGAGAUUCACUUCCUCCAGUGGACGUUUGACCGCGCGUCCAAGACGUCCACGGUGCUCUUUACGCAGUUGGCAGAGUACAAGUCCAAGGGCGAGUUUGCGACGCCGCAUACUACCGUUACACAUCACUUGGAUCUUGCGGAUGAGAAGGGCCUUGUGCUCAUGCAGGGACAGGUUAUGGACGAUAGAGGCGUCAAGGCAGAGCAUGCCAAGUGGUUGUUGAUGUGUCUGCAGCGCUUCUAUGGCGGCUGGGACGACGGUAUGCCCCUGGAGGGCGAGCGAAAGGUUAGAGCAGAUGCACGAUUAGAAUUGCUUGAUUGGUUUGCCAAGGGCGAUGAGAGAUUUAGCGUGGAUAAGUUGAUGGAAGAGGCGGAGCGCAUGGGGUAGAAAAGGGUGCAUUUGUAUAAAAGGGUGGAAUGCAUUGUAACAUUAGACUUGUAUAAAAACGGCUGGGUAUACCCGAUAACUAAAAGCCACCAUAAAUUAUCAUUACAUUUAUUUAGAAGACAUGGAUUC
[Torrubiella] hemipterigena is the source of this 1183-nucleotide messenger RNA. The record is from the annotation of a GenBank genome assembly. NCBI's taxonomy places the organism in Eukaryota, Fungi, Ascomycota, Sordariomycetes, Hypocreales, Clavicipitaceae.